This is a messenger RNA of Hippopotamus amphibius kiboko, 750 nucleotides long. It is a transcript of the gene CCDC192, whose product is annotated as coiled-coil domain containing 192. The transcript is spliced from 6 exons. The record is from RefSeq and is a predicted model, not a curated record. Lineage: Eukaryota; Metazoa; Chordata; Mammalia; Artiodactyla; Hippopotamidae. Bases 1 to 750 code for a protein of 249 amino acids.
AUGAGAUCUGAUGAGAUCGACGAACUUUCCACUAAAGAGUCCCUGGAAACCGGACAGAUGGCGUUUACUCUGGCACAACUUGAGGCCUUGGAGAUUUGCCUGAAGGAAGCAGAAGAAAAAGCUAAAGUCUUAUCCCAGCAGCUUGCAGCCUCUGAAGGAACAAAAUUAAAGCUGCUUGAACAAGUUUCCUGGCUGGAGAAAAAACUAGAGGCUCUGGACCAUAAAGAAGACAGUGGAGAACCAUAUGAAAAAAUGGUCCUUGCGAAAGACCAGUGCAUUGAGAAAUUACAAGCUGAAGUGAAAGCUUCACAGGAGCAACUUGUAACCCAUAAACUAAAGCACAAAAGGAAACUGAAAAAGCUACAAACUGAUUUGGCAACAGCUAAGCAAGAGGCUGCCAUCACAGUUCUGGAACUCAAUGAGAAGAUAAAGACUCUAUGUGAAGGAAAGCCAGCCCCUAGAGAAGACAGCGCACUGGAAGAAUCCUGUGGCGGUCUCCCGCCCGUGGAAGAAGGUGACCGAAAAAUUAGUCUGAUUAUGGAGUUAUCGACCCAGGUUUCCCUUCAGACUGAGAAGAUCACUCAGCUGGAAGAAAUUUUAGAAGGAAAGGAAAGGAAGAUUCAGCAGCUGGAAGCUGAGCAGGAGACCCAUCCUUUCCCAGAGGUGGAAGACUCUCCAGAAUGUUCACAAGAAACCCCAAUUUUCGUUAACAAUAAUGUCACUCCUGUGGUCUAUGAUGAGGAUAUGUAA